AUGUCAGAUUGUGCACAAGAAAUCGAAAAUGCGAUUAUCAACUCUUUUCCAGAAGUUAUCCUUCAUUGGUGUGCAGUUCAUGUAAUGAGGGCGUUCAGAAAAAAUUUGAAAGAUUAUGCAUUUGAGAGUUCAGACAAAUUGAUAUUAGAUACAAAAAUGAACUAUCUUGCAUACGGCAGAAAUGGCAAGAAAGAAUGGAUUGAACCAACGUUCAAAAAAAUUCUGGAAAUAGCCGAAAAAUUCCCAGAAUUUUCAAAAUACAUACAAAAUCAAUGGAUAUCAAACCAAGAAAGAUGGACAGCCGCUGAAAGAGAUGAAAAUUUAGCUCUCACAAAUAACAUUUCAGAAUCGAUUAACAAAAAAAUUAAAUAU
Molecule: messenger RNA, 372 nt
Organism: Trichomonas vaginalis G3
Lineage: Eukaryota; Parabasalia; Trichomonadida; Trichomonadidae
Product: MULE transposase domain-containing protein
Exons: 1
Source: RefSeq, a predicted model, not a curated record